Molecule: messenger RNA, 1847 nt
Organism: Magallana angulata
Lineage: Eukaryota; Metazoa; Mollusca; Bivalvia; Ostreida; Ostreidae
Product: decapping and exoribonuclease protein-like
Exons: 7
Coding region: 53-1225 (390 amino acids)
Biological process (GO): nuclear-transcribed mRNA catabolic process; NAD-cap decapping
Cellular component (GO): nucleus; cytosol
Molecular function (GO): mRNA 5'-diphosphatase activity
Source: RefSeq, a predicted model, not a curated record
ACAUGGUUUAACAGUCCAAACGCAUGAAAUGUAGUUGAUUGAUAGUUUUAGAAUGAAACGUUCGUAUGGAGGGGUUGACGAGUCUUCCCGGGACAAAAAAAUCAAAUAUGCACGAACAGAACCGACGUUAAAAACGAGACCUGUUGCUGUGUUUAAAGGAGAUGGAAAUUUUCCAUACUUCAGGCAGCCAACAGAAAUUGGUUCACUGUCUCUUGACAUCAAAAGAAACUUCCAUAAUGACAGAAGCAUGCUGAAACAUUAUGUGCCUCCUAAUGACAUUCACAAAGUGAGAUUUGAUUUAACCAAGGGAUAUCACAACUUCAUUGAAAAGGAUGAAACUUUUAAAGAAUAUAUUAAUGACAUUUUGAAAUGGAUCAAUUGUAACAGAGACAAAUUUUUACUGGAAGAAGAAAAGAAGAAGUCAGUUGAAGAGAAAAAUCAGAUUAGAAAUCUUCACACUGAUUUUGUAUGCUGGAGGGGACUUCUUACCAAGCUGCUAUGUACUCCAUUUGAAAACAGAGAGGGCUGGCUUAUAGCAGUCACCCUCUACCAGGGCACCCACUAUAUGUGUGAGUUUGACACAGAAAGCCGGAAACGUCAGAAGCAGGAAAUGUCAGAGAGGCAGAAAGAGAUGGCAUACUGGGGCUGGAAGUUUGAACAAUAUGUUACUGCAGACAAACCUGAUGGAUUGCCUAAAACGGAUGAACCAGUCAACAACUGUGAAGCAUUCUGUACAGUAGUCAGAUCUCGACUGGAGAAGCAUUCAUUAUUAUUUUCGGGUGAGGUGGAUGCCAUUGAUCUGCAAGCAAAGGAACCUUGUAAAUAUGUUGAAUUUAAAACCACAAGGCAGCUGGACAGCUACAGACAAGAAAGGAAUUUUAUCAAAUUCAAGUUAAUCAAGUGGUGGGCACAAAGUUUUCUUGUUGGGAUCCCUACCAUUAUUUGUGGUUACCGUGACGACGGUGGUGUUGUACGCAGCCUGGAGAAAAUGGAAACUCUUAAAAUCCCACAGAGAGCCAAGGAUGAGCGAGAUGGUUGGGAUCCAGUGGUCUGUUUCAACUUCCUGGAUAAAUUUCUCUCUCAUGUAAAAAGAACCUGCACGAAAGAUGACUCCAAGACAGUCUACUUGUUUGAGUGGACUCCACCAGGGGACAUAACUUGCUCACUACAAAAUCCUGGGUCAGAGUUUCAGUUUCUUCCCACUUGGUACACUGAAAAUGGAUGAUAUUACAGAGUGUACAAUGAUGAAUCAUACCAGUGCUCCUCAGCAUGCAAAGAGGUCAUAGAUUACGAAGUGAAUAUUUGAAUUACCACUCAUGUCUCAACUCAAAAAUCUUCAGUCUAUGAUGAAACAGACAGAAACCCUGAAAUGAAAUAUGAUCAAUAUAUAUUCACUAAAUUACUGUGAAAUCAUUAAAAUUCUUGGGGGUCAAUUUUCGUGGAUUGCUCAAAAUUUACUGGUUCGUGGGGACGUUAUUUUGUGUAUUUUAACUCUUAUUUAUUAAUUCGUAGAGGAUGUAAAUUUGUUGAUGAGAGAUACCCACGAAUUCCACAAAAAUUGAGCCACCACGAAAUCUAAUGAUUCCACUGUGACAGUAACUGAUUUAUUGAGCAUACUUGCUAGGGGAUUGUACUCUGGGUAACUUGUUAGGUAUUCUUGACCAGAGGUGAUAAUAUCUAUUGCAUGUUUAUAAAGCCCACUCAUUUGCACUUUUACACAUCAUUUCUAACGCAUUUAACCAAUGAUUUCUCUUAAUUAAAUGUGAAAAUGUGUAACGUAUAUGUGUCCAUAUACCGGUAGAUUAUACAAAAUGGAAAAAAUCAAUGAUUUACAUUAAAUAUUUUUA